This is a messenger RNA of Leptidea sinapis, 4317 nucleotides long. RefSeq lists its product as uncharacterized. The record is from RefSeq and is a predicted model, not a curated record. Lineage: Eukaryota; Metazoa; Arthropoda; Insecta; Lepidoptera; Pieridae. The transcript has 7 exons. Bases 25 to 2028 code for a protein of 667 amino acids.
GCGCAGGACAAUCAGCGAAAGUGAAUGAAAAUGAAGGUAUUACUUGUGACUAUAUUUGCUGUUGGGAGCGUGCUAGCAGAGGCUCCAUACCCUCCCAGUGGAUGGAGACCCAAUGGACCAGCUUUCGACCUGCCUCAGAGAGUACCGUCUCAGGUGCCACAAAAACAAGAAUACCUACCGCCACCCGUUGAUCCCCGUCGCCCCACAAACCGUAACUACGAUGACGGCGCCGAUGUAUCCGUCCAAGGCUUGCCAACACAGGAACAACAGCCAAUCUUCCAAUUGUCACCGGUCAAUGGACAGCAAUAUAAUGGACCCAGAGUAAAUUCCGACAUAAGGAAUUUGGAUCCGAGCUUGCAGCAGGUUCAGUACCAGCAGCAACUGCAAAAAGCCCAAGAGUUCGCAAGACAGAGGGAGUACGAUGCCCACCAGAAACAACCGUGGAACGGCCUACCCACCAACCAGUCCCCACGACAAUUCGUUCCAACAACUCAAAAACCUGAACAAAAAACAAAUCAACCUGAAUACAAAUACUCUUCACCAGACUCAACCAUUGAACCCCUUGAUCUUAACCAGGGAGAAGAAUUAGACGAGGAACCUAAAGAAAAUGCAGAAAAAGUAUCAGUUGAAGUAUCGAAGCAGAAUAUCCAAGAAUAUCCGCCAGAACUUUUCUUAAGUCCAUUAACUCAAUUGAAGGUACAACAACAGCUCGUGCCUCUUCGAUUUGGACAGCUGCAAGCCCAAAUAUAUUACCAACCUGCGGCUGGUCAAGGCUUUGAUGGCCCAGCACAUCUUAACGCCCUUCCAUCAGUAUUAGCCCAACAGCAAUCUGCUGUACAGAACCAAUAUCCUCAAGCUCCCAUUAUUGUUCAAGAACCAGUGAAUCAAUAUCAACCAGAGCAAGCCUAUCCUCAAUCAGCGCAACCAGUAGCUCUUCAACCCCAACCCAUAAGCCAAGCGCAACCUAAUUAUAUCCAAUUGGCUCCAGCAAAUCAAUACGCCCAAUCUAAGCCAGAUCAACAAGUUCUUGUUCAACCUAAUCAGCUGGCACAACCAAAUCAGUUCCCGCAAUCAAGCUACGUUGCCCCAGCUACCUAUCAACCAGCUCAAUUUGCACAACCAGGGCUUGCAGUGCAAGCUAGCUAUCAACCUUCCCAAUUCGCACAACCAAAUCAGCUCCCGCAACCAAGCUACGUUGCUCCAGCUAGCUAUCAACCAGCUCAAUUUGCGCAACCUGGACUAACAGCGGAAGGUAGCUAUCAACCUUCCCAAUUCGCACAACCAAAUCAGCUCCCGGAACCAAGCUACAUAGCUCCAGCUAGCUAUCAACCAGCUCAAUUUGCGCAACCUGGACUUACGCCGGAAGCUAGUUAUCAACCUUCUCAAUUCGCACAACCAAAUCAGCUCUCGCAACCAAGCUACGUAGCUCCAGCUGACUACCAAUCAAAUCAAUAUGCGCAGCCAGGAUUCGCAGCGCAAGGAAGUUAUCAACCCUCCCAAGUUGCACAACCAAAUCCCCAAACUGAUACAGAAAAUAUUCAGCCUGUUCAACCAGCACAACCGCAAAUUGUGUAUCAAACCUAUCAGCCUCAAUACUACCAGCCUAACCCAUACCAAGCUGGACACUUCAACCAAGACCCAAACCAAUACCAAGCUGAGACAAGCCAGUUCCAAAACCCGGACGCGUUACAAAGUGGCCUGAAUGAUCCACAGCAUAACGGGAUUGAUGAUGGUGAUAAUGAUGAUGAAAGAGAAGAAGAUGAAGGUACAAAAGCAACUGCAGUGGCAACAGCUUUUGGGACAAGGACACAACCGCGCGUUAUAUCCCAGUAUGGCGUACCAGUUCCUGCUUACCAAACUACGACAGAACAAGCCCAGGAUAAUAAUACUGAGGAUAGCGUCGCGGUCGCUCAAGCUACUGCAGUUGCAAAUGGUAGAAGGAAAAGUGCCAAGUUGAGACAAAGACGUAUUAGACCAGUGUUCACCGUAGACAGAUCAGGACAUCUCGUACUAGCUCAGGAGCAAUAAGAAGUGAUUUAAAAAUUAAUGAUAAAAUAUCUAACACGCUGUAAAUAUUUGGAAUUACCAGGAAAAAUUAUAUCAAAAUUCUAUUUUAUUUUUACUUUUUUGGACAUACGUUGAUUCAAUUAGUCUCUAGUUUUUUUUUAUUAUCGGUUAUUAUCUUACUUAAGUAAGGGUUUUCUAUAAUGUACAAAGAUUCUGUUUCAUAUAAUGUCUGCUAAUCUAAAACUACAAACUAGAAUCUCGACAUAAAUUGAACGCACUGGUAAACCUACUUAACCAUGAUAAUUAUAAAAAUAUUAAAACAAAUACACAAUUGAACUAAAUAAAUUAAUAACAUCAUAAUAUAUUUAUACAUACUAGCUUUUACCCGUAACAAGUUACUUUGGGCAGUAUCUUAUAUUUUCUGAUGUACUCACUUUGCCAAUAUAUAUUACCAACUAUGGAACUUUCAUCCACCUUUUUCAUACCCACACAGGUCUAAAUUUUAAAAACGCGAGAACAGAUAUUUAUUUAUUUCUUAUCAUUUGCCUAAAUACAAAGUUUCAUUGUGUUAUCUUCGAUAAUCGAACUUUCAUACAAACUUCCAGCCCCAUUUUAUCCCACCAAGCCUUUUAUUGCCGAUAAAAGGUUCGCGGUAAAAGCCAAUUUCCUUUCUCAAGCUCUUGUGUAUGUCUGUACAAAAUUUCAAUUAUUUAAUAUAAUAUUCAAAUUUAUUCUUUUCUAAUUAAGUAGUUUUACUAUGUUUUUGUAUGUAUGUAGUCUGUCACUAUUGCUUAUACAGGUUGUCCGAGAAGUUGACGUCCAAAGCUAAAAUUUGAAAGCCUCAUGGUGAUGAGUAUCCGAAUCACCCCUAUGUAUGUUCUAAGAUUUUGCGUAGUUUAGGAGAUAAUAUUUGUUUUCCCUUUUUACCCGCUUUUUUCACCUAAUUGUGGUUUAGGACGUUUUUCUAUUUUUUUAAACACUUUUAGUUAAUUUUAUUGUUGAUAAUUAUUAACUACAGUUGCAAUAACCACAUAAGAAACUGUGAAUAGUUUAGACAAUGCGGAACUAGUUUAGAAUUGAGUCAUAAGUUCAAGAUAACUGCUCCAGCUAAAUUCAUGAAAAUUUUCAAGGUAUCAAAAAAAUAAAAUAAAAUGGGGAGCCUAUGGCUUCUAACUAUUUUUAAAAACUUCCCAGAAUAUUGGCCAGUAAAAUGAACCAAAUUAAAAUUUUAACUUUGGAUGUCAACUUCUCGGCCACCCUGUAUAUAAAAUUCUCGUGUCUCGGUGUGUCUCUUGUUACCAAACUCCUCCGAAACGACUGAACCGAUUUCUAUGAAAUUUUGUGUGCAUAUCGGGUAGGCCUGAGAAUCGGUCAAAAUCUGACCCAUAUUCAACAUAUUUCUUAAAUUUUUUGACAAUUUUUUUUAUUUUUUAUUUUAUUAUGAUUCAGUAUUGAAAAAUACAUAAAACCUUAAAAAUUUUUGUAUCGCAAUUUUUUUAUUAUUCUGUUAUUUCCACAAAACUGCUAUAGAGUUGCAAGCUGGCAAUCUAAUACAAUAAUUAUUGUAGUACGAUAUAUUUGUUAGGUCUGAGAAUCGGUCGUCAUCUAUUUUUUGUACACCAAAAAUUUUAAUUAUUGAUUUUUUUUUAUUACUUAAAUGACAAUACAACGUUUACUGGGUCAGCUAGUUUACUAUAAAUUUAACUUCAUUUAACUAUACCACAUAAAAUACAAAUAUUGUUAUUAGAAUUUCAGUUUCAUUAAAAAAUUUACAUAUUGUAUUAUUUAAUAUUAUUUAUGUAUUUUUAUUAUAAUGUUAACAAUUUAUCUAUACUACUACAUAUUAUGACUGUAGAUAAAAAAAAAUUAUUUCCGAAAGAUAUUUCAAAAGGAUAUCAAAUUCUUAUUAAAAAAACAGAAAACUUAUUACUCUCUCUAAUAUUUAACACCGAAUACCUACUAAUAUAAUUUUUGUUUUAAGUAGAUAUUAUUGUAAAUUUAUAAAUUGUUAGGUAUGUAUAUAUAUAUCUCAUAAUUAUGAUGGUAAUUUAUUUUUAAAAGGACUUUCAAAGGUUCUGUUUCAUCAAAAUAUUGUGUAUUUGUAAGAAACAUAAAAAAAACAUUGUCGUCAUAUUCAUGUAUUAUAUCAUAUAUCUCAUAGACUACCCUUACUUAAUCGAUUUUUACCUAAAUGUCUUAUUAAUGUAACAAUUUAUAAUAAAGUCAUAUUAAACGUUAAUUAAUAAUUGUCAAAUCCGACAAUCCGCAAAAUUUGUAAAUUUUAAUAAAGGUGUCAAACAGUUAUUCUGA